Molecule: messenger RNA, 1599 nt
Organism: Andrographis paniculata
Lineage: Eukaryota; Viridiplantae; Streptophyta; Magnoliopsida; Lamiales; Acanthaceae
Exons: 2
Coding region: 753-1301 (182 amino acids)
Source: RefSeq, a predicted model, not a curated record
GCAAUCAUAAUCAGUCAAACGAGCAGGAGGAACCAACGAAGCAAUCGUCCAAAGUGCAUGAAUUAUCGUCAGCUCAGCUCAGCUCAGCUCAGCUGAUUUCUACAAGAAAUUGAAUUUGUUCAUGCGUGUGGGAAUCUCUAACCGAUAUAUUGAUUCCGAAAAGGGAUCAUCCUGGCUCCCCAAGUAAAAAUGGAAUUUCUUUGAUAAAUAGCCCUUAGGGGAUUUCUUCAACUCGUUUCAGAUCUGCUAAUUCGAUCCGAUGGAUUCUCAUCUUUCCUGAAAUAGAUUCCGUUGCUUAUUCGAGCUCGGAUUGAAUUUUAGGGAUUUCUGUUCCUUGUUUUGUCGAUUGUUGCUAUAAAAUUCUUUGAAUUUGCUUGAUUUUUGAGAUUGUGGCUUCGAUUAUAUCUCUGCGAUCUAUUAAAGAGGCUUGAGAGUAUUGAUCUAGGGGUUUUUUUAUAUAUAUUUCCUCGUUUGGAUUCCGCAUAUAUCAAUUUGGUGAUAUUUUGCCAAUGAAUAAUCUUCAAGAUGCCUCUUGAGGGACUAUGGCUCGAUAAUUUGAUGAAAUUUGAGCAUAUGAUUGGUAGUAUUAUUAUUUAUGUUGGGGCUUAGAAUGAAUUCAUUUUAUGUUUUUCCUCUGAUUGUGGAUGGAGCCAUAAUUUUUUGUUUUUCUAUCUGAAUUUCUUCAGCUUCGAUCAAUUAAUAGAUUUGUGGUGUGUAUAGUUAGUCUAUUGUUUAAAAAGGAGAAAGAAAACAUGGCGUUUUCUUUCACUAGACUUUCAUGGUUGUGGUUGGGUGGGAAGGAGAAAGAGCAGAGCUCGAAUGGGUCGUUUGUAAACUCAGUAAGUUCAUUGGGGGUUGAUGGGGGCUUAGGAUCUAGACGAGAGGGUGAUAACUUGAGGGUUCAUUCAUUUAAGGGGAUGGAUGGAGGGAUGCUUUCUUCGACUUCGAAUAGGAAAGCAAAGAGGAAAGGGAGUAGGGAAUAUCGAAUUUGUAGAAUGGAUGAAAAAGAUGAUGCUGUUUCGGUGCCUUUGGAUGGUGCCUUUUUACCGGGGUCGGAAUCUGAUGAAUUAGACUGGUCUAUCGGGUGGCUUGAGCCACAUGCCCCCGGUUUCCAGAGUGAUGUCGAGGCAGAUAACAGUUUUGCAGUCUUAGUCCCUUGCUACAAGCGUAAUUGUGAUGAAGCAAAUGAGAGCAAGCCAGUUAUUCCAUUCUUGAAUGGGGUGAAGCAUCCCCAGAUUGAGUAUUCAUCUGAUGGGACAAAGUAUGUGGAGCUGUGGCUUUCGUAUCUCCAGAAAUUUUGAAGCUGCCGGGCUUCUUGUUGUAAUCUUUUGAAACAUCAGGAUCGUUUGUAUUUAUUGUGAAACUUGAUUGUAGAUACAAAUAAAACAGUCAGUGUUUCUACUUGGAAAUAUUCCAUGUAAAUUUGUUUGAUUGGGCGUAGAAUGUAUGUAUGUAGGUAGCAUUUCCUUGAUUCAAAUCGCUAUUCUUGGGUUCACAUUUGUUGUACAAUUAAUACUCGAAUUGGCCGAUAUGGUACGGUAUUCGAUUGUACAUGUGUUGUGUUGCUACUUGCUAGUAAAGCUUCAUUGUUUUUGUGUA